GACAUUGUGCGCUUAGCUACUGAUAUGGAAGAAGUGGAAUUGGCGAAGGAAAUUGCUGAUACGUUACGAAACAACAAGCCGGACGAAAUUGUCUAUGGAGCUGCAAAGGCUGCACCAGGGAAAUGGGCUUCUGUUGUACGUCUACUGAAUAUCAAAACCGGAGAAGUUCUUUCACUCUUUGAACUUCCUCAAGAUGAAGCUGCAAAAUGGUAG
Molecule: messenger RNA, 213 nt
Organism: Strongylus vulgaris
Lineage: Eukaryota; Metazoa; Nematoda; Chromadorea; Rhabditida; Strongylidae
Source: the annotation of a GenBank genome assembly